Mya arenaria is the source of this 5541-nucleotide messenger RNA. RefSeq names its product exportin-7-like. NCBI's taxonomy places the organism in Eukaryota, Metazoa, Mollusca, Bivalvia, Myida, Myidae. Gene Ontology annotation, biological process: protein export from nucleus. The transcript has 27 exons. Gene Ontology annotation, molecular function: small GTPase binding; nuclear export signal receptor activity. The coding region runs from base 35 to 3343 and encodes 1102 amino acids. Gene Ontology annotation, cellular component: cytoplasm; nuclear pore. The record is from RefSeq and is a predicted model, not a curated record.
CGCAGUUGAUCCAAAAUUUGUGAGGGAAACAAAAAUGGCGGAGGAACAGGAGUUGCUUCAGCUUGAAAAUCUGUGUAAGCAGCUGUAUGAGACAGCAGACACAAGUCUCCGGUCAGAUGCUGAGAAAGCCCUGGUUGCCUUUGCCAAUACUCCAGACUGCCUCAACAAAUGUCAGCUCCUUCUUGAGCGUGGAAAUUCCCCAUAUGCGCAGUUGUUGGCAGCCACAACUCUUACAAAGUUGGUCAGCAGAAUCACCAUUACACUGCCCCUUGAACAGAGAAUUGAUAUCAGAAACUACAUACUAAACUACCUGGGAACCAGGCCAAAGUUGGUGCAUUAUGUUUUGCAAGCAUUAGUGCAGUUAUUCUCCCGCAUAACCAAGCUUGGCUGGUAUGAUGUGUUGAAGGAUGAGUAUGUGUUCCGCAACGUGGUCACAGAUGUGGGCAAGUUCAUACAGAGUGGCUCCACACAGCACAUCAUGAUCGGGGUACAGCUGCUCUCACAGCUGGUAUGUGAGAUGAACAGAGUCAGCGAGGCAGAGAUAAGCCGUUCUCUGACAAAACACCGUAAGAUAGCUUCAUCUUUCCGGGACACACAGUUGUUUGAGAUUUUCCAGCUAGCUUGCUCACUUCUCCGAACAGCAGCUGGCAAUAUCAAAACCCUUGACUUCACAGAUGAGAAUCAGCAUGGCCUGUUGUUACAUUCCCUCCGUCUGGCUCACAACUGCUUGACGUUUGACUUCAUUGGCACAUCAACGGAUGAAUCAUCAGAUGAUCUCUGUACUGUGCAAAUACCUACGAGCUGGCGAACAGCAUUCCUGGAUUUUUCCACCCUUGAGCUUUUCUUCAACCUUUACUCCGGCUUGCCGUCCUCUUUGUCACCAAUGGCUUUAUCCUGUCUAGUUCAAAUAGCAUCAGUUAGAAGAUCAUUAUUCAACAACGCAGAGCGUGCCAAGUUCCUUAACCACAUAGUGACAGGUGUCAAAGACAUCCUGGAGAACCCGCAAGUUCAGGGCCUGUCAGACCCCAGCAACUACCAUGAGUUCUGUCGCUUGCUGGCGCGAUUGAAGUCCAACUACCAGCUUGGGGAGCUAGUAAAAGUGGAUGAAUAUCCUCAAGUUAUAAAACUCAUCGCAGAAUUUACAGUGACUAGUCUACAGAUGUGGCAGUUUGCGCCCAACAGUGUUCAUUACCUGCUCAGCCUUUGGCAGCGGAUGGUGGCGUCAGUGCCAUACGUUAAGGCGUCAGAACCACACAUGUUGGAGACUUACACACCAGAGGUCACCAACGCAUACAUCACAUCCAGACUGGAGUCUGUACAUGUAGUAGUCAGGGAUGGUUUAGAAGAUCCAUUAGAGGACCAUGGUCUUAUAUCACAACAGCUAGAACAGUUGUCAACAAUAGGCAGAUGUGAAUAUGACAAGACUUGUGCAUUACUGGUUCGGUUGUUUGAUGAAUCAGCACAGCGUUAUCAGGAAUUGGUGAAUGCAGGCGGAGGAAAUAGUCCAGAGUUAACCAUACAGCAAGGUCGCCUGACAUGGCUUGUGUACAUUAUUGGAUCUGUGAUAGGUGGUCGGGUGGCUUUUGCUAGCACCGAUGAACAUGACGCUAUGGAUGGUGAACUGGUCUGCAGGGUUUUGCAGCUAAUGAACCUGACAGAUUCGAGGUUAUCACAGAAUGGUUGUGAAAAGCUAGACCUAGCCAUCCUCAGCUUCUUUGAACAGUUCAGAAAGAUAUAUGUGGGGGAUCAAGUACAGAAAUCAUCAAAGGUGUACAGAAGAUUGUCAGAAGUCCUUGGUCUAAGUGAUGAAUCUAUGGUCCUUAGUGUGUUCAUUGGUAAAAUUAUAACAAACCUGAAGUUUUGGGGUCGAAGCGAACAGAUAAUCUCCAAGACGCUGCAGCUGCUCAGCGACUUGUCUGUGGGGUACAGCAGUGUAAGGAAACUGGUGAAGCUAGAGGCCGUUCAGUUCAUGCUCAACAAUCAUACUAGUGAUCAUUUCCCGUUCCUUGGGAUAAACGCAGGAAACAGUCCCAUGGCUGACAUGCGAUGUCGGACAUUAUUCUACACAGCACUAGGUCGGCUUCUUAUGGUCGACCUCGGGGAAGAUGAGGAGAGAUUUGAGCAGUUUAUGAUGCCUCUAGAAGUGUUUGACAAAGUGAACAACAUGUUAGCCAAUGCAGACACUCCUAUCAAAGUAGAAGAAGCAAAGCGAUCUCUAGUUGGUCUGGCGCGGGAUUUGAGGGGUGUAGCCUUUGCCUUUAACACAAAGACGAGCUACAUGAUGCUGUUUGAUUGGCUGUACCCCAACUACACCCCCGUCCUACACCGUGCAAUCGAAAUCUGGUACAGUGAACCCAGUGUCACAACCCCAGUGCUUAAACUGAUGGCCGAACUUGCUCAAAACAGAUCUCAAAGAUUACAGUUUGAUGUUUCAUCUCCUAAUGGUAUAUUAUUAUUCAGGGAAGUUAGUAAGCUCAUGGUUAGCUAUGGUUCUAGAAUAUUAACGAUAGGCGAUAUCCCUAAAGAUCAGACUUAUCCAAUGAAAUUGAAAGGUAUAUCAAUAAGUUUCUCCAUGCUGCGAAUGGCGUUAUGUGGUAACUAUGUGAACUUUGGUGUAUUCCGUCUCUAUGGUGAUGAUGCCCUUGACAACGCUCUCUCCAUGUUCGUUAAGCUUCUUCUGUCCAUCUCCCAGAGUGACCUUUUGGAUUACCCUAAGCUAAGCCAGAACUACUACGGCCUCCUGGAGUGCCUGGCGCAGGAUCACAUGACAUUCAUCUCCAACCUGGAGCCCCAAGUGUUCCUCUACAUACUUUCGACAAUCUCAGAGGGGCUCACUGCACUAGACACCAUGGUAUGCACCGGGUGUUGCGCAACCCUGGACAAUAUCAUCACUUACCUGUUCAGAAGACUGACAAGCAAGAAGAAGAAAAACCAUCCUAGUGCACCACAGGACAGCGAAGCAUUUCUCAGAAUCCUGGAGCUUCAUCCAGAAAUACUGCAACAGAUGCUACAGACAGUGUUGAACAUCAUCAUGUUCGAGGAUUGCCGGAACCAGUGGUCCAUGUCCAGGCCCCUUCUUGGCCUUAUCCUGCUAAACGAGGAGUACUUCAACAAGUUGCGUGCAAGUAUAAUAUCGAGUCAGCCCCAGGACAAGCAGCAGACAAUGGCUCAGUGCUUUGAGAGCCUCAUGGAAGGGAUUGAGCGCUCCCUUCUCACCAAAAACAGGGACAGAUUCACCCAGAAUCUUUCGCUGUUCAGGCGAGAUGUCAACGACUCAUUAAAGGCCACCGGCUCAGGCAGUCCUUCCACAUCGACAAACUCAUUGGACAUGAUGAACUUGUAGCCCCACCCACUGACUAGAAGCGCGCAUUAAGCAGGCCUGUUGUUGAACUUGUGUAGCUUGAGCUGCGAAUCACCAGUAGCUAGAGUGCCCUAUCAGCAGCUGACAAUUCAGCAAGGCUGUUGUUAAAGAUGUAGCCCAACCCGAAGACAAUUUACAAGGCUGUUAAAGAAAUUAAAGCUUUGCCCAUUAUUAUGGCUGGCCAAUCAGCAGGACUUUUGCCGAAUGUUAACCCACCUUUUGUAAACCGACCAAUCAGAAUGGUUAGUUAAGGAAAUUGCUGCCAAUGAUAGAAGAGCUCCAAUCAAGCUGGCUGCUUGUGGAGUGCUUGUUAAAAAUUGGAUAAUAUGUUUGGGCAUCAAGAGGAUAGCUUGUGGACACAAUCAAACACCUGAUGUCCAGUGUUGUGAUGUUAGAACCCUGGCAAUACCAAUGACAAAGUGCUUUCAUUGUCUAUGUGAAAUCGUUCAUUCUUAUCUGUUCAUUCCCACAUGUUGUUCUCGAAACCAUGUUUAAGAUUGAAUCUUAAAUAUUAUGUUCAUUUUAUCACCCUUGUUACAUGUAUGUCUCAGCAAUUUAUCAUGUCACUAUAUCAUGUAUUUAUAAUGACUUGGUGUGACAAUUCAUUUUUACAAAGUAUUGUUUAUCUAGGAAACAUACUCAGUCUUCUCAAUAAAAGUUGCUUGAAUUUGAAAAAUAGCUACAGAAAUAAAAUCCAAUUUGUCGUGCUUAUUAUCCAGAGAGAGGGACAAAUUUCAUAAAUCUUAACUGGUUGAAAUUCAUCUAUUAGGAGGGAAAUGUUGGCCAGAGGCCACUUCUUAUUGAGAACACUUGAUAUUAAAUGACAUUUUGUUGCAAUGAUAUAUGGGCUGGUGCUUAAAAUUCAUAAUUGGUGCGGUGAUUUUCUACACAAUAGGUAGAGAGGGAUUUAAGGGCUAUGAUUUCUGAUGAACAAAGCUCACAUAAUGAGAUUUUAAUCAUAACAAAAUUCGGUCAUUUUUAGGUCAUCUGUUUUUCGAGGCAUGGUCAUAGCUGGAGUCAUUGUUGUGCUAAAACCUCAACCUUGGCGAUAACUCAAAAACCACUCGUAGGUAUACAAAUGAGACUUGGUACACAUGUUGUCCAUGCCCAGUCAGUGGCAUAAAUGUAUAUACAAAAAUGUGUGUUGGAGUUCUCAGUGGCGCUCUUUUCUUCGUUUUUGGAUCAUUUUAAUGAAUGAAAUGAAACUAAAUUUUGUUGGUAGUUUUGUUUUCGGAUAAGGUUAUUUUGAUAAAUUAAAAGGAUUUAUUUUAUUUACAAGUUUUUGCAUGAUAAUGUUUUUGGCAUUUUGAGCAUGUACCGGUACUUUUUAUUGACAAGCAAAAUUAACUUUAGUAAAGAUUUAUGGCUUAUAAUUGUUUUUCUCCUGUUAUUCAGAUAAAGCUGGUUGUUAUAAACCAGUUUGUUUGUUAAACGUUAGAAAUGAGUUUUAUCAUCAAAGUGCUACAUUGUAUAUGUGCUUCUGACAUCAUGUGGAAAUAAGAUUUCCAUCUGUACGGUACUAACUGUAUUACACUGUGAUAUUUAUUCCUUGAAUCCCCUAAUUUGCAGCUACAGGUACUUCACAUUUUGAGGGCUCAAUGCUUGACCGAUAUUGCGCCUAUUUUUAUAUGGAGUUACCGGGACAUAUGUUAAGCGCUGAGCCUCAGAUGUAGAUACAGGGUUGGUAUUUGUGACUCAUCAUGAAACCAUAUGCAUGAACUGUUUUUUUCACAGUUAUUACAAUUUAACAUUACAAUUUGAACAGUGCAUAGUACAUCAGGUUGUAAACAAUAUAUGGAGUCAUUUUUCAAUGGUACAAGUUUGUUUUAAACAAGGUUUAUUUCUUAAAAAGUUCAAUUGACAAUGUAUAUUUUAAUACAAAAAUUUAGGUAUUUGAUCGGAAGCUGAAAGCUUAUAAUGAUCAUCUGUUUUUUGCAUCAAACAUUUAUGAAUUUGACACAAUGUGUCUGCUCGAAAAAAGCUUCAAGUGUCUAACAAAAGAGCAUAUGAUGUGUGAGAGCUAAUAAAAUGUUUGAAUACUAAAGUUGAGAGGAUGCCAGUUAAUUUGAGUUCUAAUUAUACAUAUGGCUUUUGGUGUAUUAUAUAAAUUUGUCUACUUAGAAAUGGGUAGAAUAUUUGUAAUGUUAUGUAUAAAAUAUUGAAAAUAAAGUUAAAAAAUU